AGUCUUGAAAACACAACGUAUUUGACAUUUCAUUAUUUGGGCGAGCUAUGUGAAUUUCCUGCGUGAAAAUUUUAAGAAUUCACAAUGGCGUCUCGACUGCUUGCAGAUUUAGAGUUCCCAAUCAAUUUUAUUAAUAUUUUGAUGAAUGAUUGUGAACUUGGAAUAUUCGAGUUAUUGACAUUCGAUUUAGAGGACUUCCGUCGAAUCUUAGAGCCUUGUGGAAUAGAUUGGUCUUAUAAAAACCUUUCUGAACGGAUAAGUGCUUGGAGAAAACGAAACAAACAGCAAAUAGCAGCUCUUUUGAACAGCGACGCGGUACGGAAAACAUUGCAUUCAAAUGCAGCGCCUGUUGCAGAUCAGCUCGAUACAUCAGCGGAGGAGCUAUUGGAACAGGAUCCAGUGUUGGUGAAAACCGCGGUGGAAGCGGGUAAUCCGGAAGAGUGUGUUGAACAAGUGACAUUAGAACUGCCAGCGGUCAUUGAUUGGGAAGUUUCAUCAAAAAACAGUCCAACAGAAAAAAGUUGCGAAUGUAUAGGUUAAGGAAAUGUUGAAAGCGAACCUUCCGAGCAUGAUGUUCCCGACAAGUUAAGCAGUUCUCCUCAACGAACUGUACUGACUACAAACGUAUUGAGAACCCUGCUUGAGAAAACUGAGAUCGGAAGAGAAAUUAUUAAUAGAGCAAAUGUAGGGGAGCUGUCGGAAGCGAAACAAUUACAACUGGCUGGCAUUGUAGCUCAAUAUCAUUUCACGUUGAAAAAGAAGUUGAAGGCAGAUGAUUUGGAAACAUUCAAUCGAACAAUAAUAAUGUUGUUUAGAUCAGAAAAAAAGGUAAGAAAUAUACGAUAACGAUCAAAUCAUGAAAUUAAUGCAAUAUUUCAUAGGACAACUACUAUAUACCACGAGGGAGAGAUGAAAUAAAACCCGGACGGCAAAAUCGCGAAUAAAAUUGGCAAUCUGAAACAAAGUAAGAGGAAGAGUGACAAAAAAGAAACGAUUCACGAGAAGCGAUCGAAAGGUAUAGUUUACGACAAUCAGCCAAGCAUCGAUGAAGCAGUAGAGUGGUUGAUGCUCAAUCAAAAUCCUUGGUCUACAGUACUGGAUAAAUGGGCAGCAAGUUAUUCCUUCAGAAAACAAUAUCUUGGAAAUGUGAAAACAUUGCCGAAACUUUUGGCGGAGUUUCCGCACUACAAAAACGCUUUUGGUUACCAACUGGUAAGUUUAUCCCUCUAUCGCAUACUAGUCUUUAA
This is a messenger RNA of Toxorhynchites rutilus septentrionalis, 1247 nucleotides long. RefSeq lists its product as uncharacterized. Bases 85 to 540 code for a protein of 151 amino acids. NCBI's taxonomy places the organism in Eukaryota, Metazoa, Arthropoda, Insecta, Diptera, Culicidae. The transcript is spliced from 3 exons. The record is from RefSeq and is a predicted model, not a curated record.